AUGCGCCCCCGCACCCUCCUCCUAACCAUAGACGCAUUCAACACAAUCUUUCAUCCGCGCCACCCCAUUCCCGAACAGUACAUAUCCGCCUUUAACUCCUUCAAACUUCAACAAUCUCCUGAGCUCACACCAUCCAUCCUUCAACCAACCUUCAAAUCCGCUUACAAAGCGCAAUCCCGCCACCGACCGAACUAUGGCCGCGCGGAUGCCAUCCGCGGCCAAUACGGCGGACCAAGGCAGUGGUGGGAGGAGCUCAUACGCACCACGUUCCAACAGGUCUUAGCAGAUAAAUCUACAAAAUUACCAGAUGAGCUAAUCCAGGGUUUACUGGAUCGCUUCGCAAGCUCGCAAGGCUACGCGCUCUACAACGACGCGGGCGAUUUAUUCCAACGCCUCAGGCAAAUCAAAACCACCGGUCAGAAACUGGGUGUCUUUGAGAGGAUAGUUGUGGGAGUCCUCUCCAACUCAGAUGAUAGGGUGCCUGCUGUGCUCCAGUCAUUGGGGCUGAGUGUAGGGAAGGGAAGAGCGGAUCAGGAAAUCGAGAGUUUGAAAUUACCGGGUUUCGAGGAUCCUUCUAGUAUUUCCACUAGUGAGUAUGGAGAAAAGGUUGAUGAUAUUGAUCUCGUGAUCACGAGUUAUCAGGCUGGAGAGGAGAAGCCUAGUCCGGUGAUCUUUGACGUGGCUGAGCGGCAGGCGAAGAGGCUGGUAGGGGCUGGUGAGGAGGAUGGUGAUUGGGUGCGUGUUCAUGUGGGCGAUGAUUAUGACAAGGAUUAUCGUGCUGCUGUUGAUGCGGGGUGGAAGGGAGUUUAUGUUCCCCGAGAUGAAGGUGGGGGGAAGGAGGGGGUGGUGAUUCGGUCGUUGGUGGAUUUGAUUCCGAUCUUGGAGGGGAUGAAAUAG
Messenger RNA from Aspergillus costaricaensis CBS 115574, 897 nucleotides. RefSeq names its product haloacid dehalogenase-like hydrolase. Bases 1 to 897 code for a protein of 298 amino acids. Lineage: Eukaryota; Fungi; Ascomycota; Eurotiomycetes; Eurotiales; Aspergillaceae. The record is from RefSeq and is a predicted model, not a curated record. The transcript has a single exon.